Cyphomyrmex costatus is the source of this 2317-nucleotide messenger RNA. It is a transcript of the gene Oatp74D, whose product is annotated as Organic anion transporting polypeptide 74D. The coding region runs from base 80 to 2317 and encodes 745 amino acids. Gene Ontology annotation, biological process: transmembrane transport; sodium-independent organic anion transport. Gene Ontology annotation, molecular function: protein binding. The record is from RefSeq and is a predicted model, not a curated record. Lineage: Eukaryota; Metazoa; Arthropoda; Insecta; Hymenoptera; Formicidae. Gene Ontology annotation, cellular component: basolateral plasma membrane. The transcript is spliced from 11 exons.
GUUAGAAUUGGCGAAGGUGCUAAGAAUAGAAGAAAGAAACAAUUUAUCGCACAUAUACAAAAAAGUGAAGGAGAAUAAUAUGGCGGGCGAGGACACACAGAUUUUGUCGAACGGCAAUGUGGAAGCGCUCACAAUCAUCCCACCGAAGAUGACGAAUGGGAACGGAUUGAUCUGUGGCGAUAAGCAGCACAAUAACAACGGCUCGAUACCAAAUGGGAAGUUGCAUGGGAUCGGCGGUACGGAGAACGGCAAUCUAGUCGUGCCGGAUGAGAGGUCGAGCAGCCUUCACACGGAGUUCGACGAUGCCGACGUGUCCUGCGGAUGGGGUCCGUGCAGGCCUCACUGGCUGCAGUACUUUGCCACGAAGCAAGCCUUCCUAGUGACCUUCUGCCUUACCUGGGUGCUUCAGGGUAUGUACUACACAUACUUCGUCUCCGUCAUCACGACAAUAGAGAAGCUCUUCCAAAUCCAGUCAAAGACAACAGGCAUUAUUAUGUCAGCUACGGAGAUCGGUCAAAUCGGGUCCUCCCUGUUAUUGACGUACUAUGGCGGCCAAGGCCACCGGCCGAAGUGGAUAGCCUGGGGCAUGAUCCUCUUCGCCGUGAGCUCGUUCACCUGCUCAAUACCCCACUUUAUCUUCGGCGAACAGCUGAUUCUUCAGAACGAGAUGCUGGUCAGCGGCGUCGGACCCGGCGCUGAGAGCCGCGGGCCCAACGGCACGGAUCCGAUACCGGCGAAUCUCUGCAAGUUCCAGGAAAGGAACAACACAUUAGACGGAUGGAACAUAUCGACGACCGCACCUCAAGCUGAAUCGUCGGAAUACUGUAAAGGCGAUUUUCUUAUGGAGCAAAGAAUACAAAGCAAGAUAACUACGGUGGUGCUUGCAAUAUUUUUUGUAUCGUUACUCGGUGUGGGAAUGGGACAAACAGCUGUAUACACUCUUGGUAUCCCAUAUAUCGAUGACAACGUAGCCAGCAGAGAAAGCCCAUUAUAUUUCGCGAUUACUAUCGGAAUACGGAUUCUUGGCCCAGCAUUAGGCUUUAUCCUCGGUUCCUUAUGCACGAUGGUUUAUGCGGAUUUAUCAAGAAAUCCGCAGAUUACGCCAUCAGAUCCAAGAUGGGUUGGUGCUUGGUGGCUUGGAUUAGUAUUGAUCUCGGCAAUGCUAAUGAUUGUGAGUAUAGGGAUGUUCGCGUUCCCGACCCGUUUACCUUCCAGUCGAACUCCUCCUCGGAGAUCGGACUCACAGAAGCCAAGCUUAAGAGAUUUUCCCAGUGCUGUAAAAAGGCUCUUGAAAAAUGACAUUCUGAUGUUCAGAACUGCAAGUAGUGUGUUGCACAUCCUGCCGAUUGCUGGUCUCUACACCUUCCUGCCAAAGUAUCUCGAGAGCCAAUUUCGCCUACCGGCUCAUCAUGCAAACAUGAUCUCAGGUGUUGGUGGGAUCCUAGUGAUGGGAUUGGGCAUCAUAAUUAGCGGCGUGUUUAUCUUGAGGGCGAAACCCAAUGCCAGAUUCGUCGCAGCCUGGAUCGCCUUCACCGCGGUUGUUUACGCGAUCGGCAUGGGUGUGUUAAUGUUUAUUGGUUGUCCGAUGGAUGACUUCGCCGGACUUGUGUCACAUCCCGAUGGACUCUCUAGCUUCGAGCCGACCUGUGAGGCGACCUGUGAUUGCGAUCGGAACAAAUUUAGUCCAAUCUGCGGUGCCGAUGGUAGAACGUAUUUUUCCGCGUGUCACGCGGGUUGUUCGAAUUAUACGGUUGCUGACGGCAAAGUGGCAUCGUUUUACAAUUGUCAAUGCAUCGGACAAAACGUAACGAUAUUACCAGAAGUAGUAAAUACGGCGUCAAUCGGUUACUGCUCACUGGAAUGCAGUAACUUUUGGGUUUACAUGAUCCUGUUUUCGGUCUUCGUUUUUAUUCACUCCACGAGCGAGGUGGGCUCUAUGUUGCUCAUUCUGCGAUGCGUAGAUCCCAGGGACAAGGCCAUGGCACUCGGCCUGAUACAAUUUGCCAUCGGCUUGUUCGGCAAUGUUCCAUGUCCUAUCGUUUAUGGUGCUGUCGUGGAUUCCGCUUGUCUCGUAUGGGAAUACGCUUGCGGUGAGCGAGGCGCCUGUUGGCUUUACGAUUCAAACGUUUUUAGAAUGUUCUAUCACGGUACGACAGGCGGUAUCCUUAUAUUGGCCUUCGUGGUAGAUAUAGUCGUCUGGUACAAGGCCGGGAGCAUAAGCUUCGUGGAGGAGCAGGAGGGCGAGACAGGUACUGCGGAGGAAAUGGCGACGUUAAAAUCGCAGGACGCUCAAGCGGUCGAGAACGACUAUUUGUGA